Molecule: messenger RNA, 384 nt
Organism: Penicillium subrubescens
Lineage: Eukaryota; Fungi; Ascomycota; Eurotiomycetes; Eurotiales; Aspergillaceae
Product: U6 snRNA-associated Sm-like protein LSm7
Exons: 3
Coding region: 1-384 (127 amino acids)
Biological process (GO): nuclear-transcribed mRNA catabolic process; mRNA splicing, via spliceosome
Cellular component (GO): U2-type prespliceosome; U6 snRNP; Lsm1-7-Pat1 complex
Molecular function (GO): RNA binding
Source: RefSeq, a predicted model, not a curated record
AUGUCUGAACGAGGCUCGUUCCGCGGCGGUCGCGGCGGCGGCGGCGGUGGCCGUGGCGGUCGCCAGCAGCAGAAAACUGGCGGCGGUGCCGCUCAGCAAGAGAAGCCAAAGAAGGAGAAUAUCCUUGAUCUGGGCAAAUAUAUGGACAAGGAGGUCCAAGUCAAGUUCAAUGGUGGUCGUGAAGUCACCGGUACCCUCAAGGGUUAUGACCAGCUUAUGAAUCUCGUCUUGGAUGAUGUCAAGGAGACGAUGCGCGAUGAUGCGGGUAACUCAACCACGCGCUCCCUGGGCCUGAUCGUUGCCCGUGGCACUCUGAUUGUCCUCAUUUCGCCUGCUGAUGGCAGUGAGGAGAUUGCCAACCCCUUCGUGCAGGCGGAGGAGUAA